AUGUCCGGCCCGCCUUUCACGGUUCGAGCGGUUUUCGAAUACUCCUCGGGCCACGAUGACGACCUCAAGUUUCCAAUCGGACAAGUUGUAACGGUCACCGCCGAGGAGGAUGCCGAGUGGUACGUUGGCGAAUACACGGACGCCUCUGGGAUUAAGCAGGAAGGUAUCUUCCCCAAGAGCUUUGUUGAACGAUAUGAGCCCCCGGCUCCUCCAAGACCGGCACGCCCGACUAGGACGAAGAAAGAGUCCGAACCUGCGCCAGUGGAACCACCGGUCCCUGUGAGCGAACCUCAACCACAAGCCGAACCAGAGGUCGCGGAACAGCCCGUCAAGGACGAUAUUGAACCCGUUAUCCAGAAGCCUUCUCAGCCCCAGUCUCCUAAGAUUUUGAGUUCUCCUGCCGCAGAAGUUUCAUCCCCACCCCCGUUGCCCAAGCAGGCACUUGCGCCGGCCCCUGCGGUUGCUGCUAUCCCCGCUCCACCACCGGCAGCCAAGGCACCAGCUUCGAAACCACCACCACCGGCUGUGGCAGAUAAGCCCUCAGGAUCUUCGUUUAGGGAUCGCAUCGCCGCAUUCAAUAAAUCUGCAGCUGCACCUGUCGCACCUUUCAAACCCGGUGGCCCGCCGCAGCCGAGCUCCUUCGUCAAGAAACAAUUCGUCGCCCCGCCGCCUAGCAAGGACUCAUUUGUCGCCCCUCCCAGAGAACCUGCGCCCAAGAUCUACAAAAGAGAAGAGGAUCCAGAAGUCAAGGAGCAAAUUGCCCGAGAACCCCCAGUAUCUGAGAGUCGCCCGCCACCCCCACCUCCGCAAGAGACCGAAGAAGGUGGAGAGGAUCAGCCAAAGCCCACGAGUCUGAAAGAUAGAAUCGCCCUUCUUCAGAAACAGCAAUUGGAACAAGCUCAACGCCACGCGGAGUCGGCUCAAAAGAAAGAAAAACCUAAGCCCCCAAAGAAACCUGUUGAGCAACCUACGGAGCCUACCGAACAGGAAGAGGAGCUCGAGCCUUCUUCAUUUGAAGCUCCGGAAGCUUCUAGAGAUCCUAGUGCUGAGAUGGCGAGGCCAAGGGCCCCUCCUGCCGUGCCUACACCUUUCUCACCAACUGAAGAAAUCUCUGAGUCCAACGAUGCCGAUUACUCUGCCGCUGCAGACUCUGAGGAUGUAGAGUCAUCAACAGGCAAGGACGAAGAAGAUGAGGAGGUUCCGCAACCGCCACGUCAAGCUGUUGAACAACAGACUGAGCAGGCUGAUGAAGAAGAGGAGGCAGAAGAGCACGGAUUGAAGGAGGCCGAAGAAGAGGCCGAAGAAGAGGAAGAGGAGAUGGACCCCGAAACCAGACGCCGAAUGGAGCUUCGUAACAGAAUGGCAAAGAUGAGUGGUGGUAUGGGUAUGAUGGGACUUUUCGGCCCACCGGGUGGAUUGCCAGGUAUGGGUCCUCCUCCUACUUCACGCAGGCCCAAGACUCCUGGCGAGACUGAGAAGAAGCUCGCGGAGUCUGAGCCGACCUCUCCAGGUAGUGCUCCACCUGUUCCAAUGAUUCCGCUGCCUGGGAUGACUGCUGCUCCUAAGCUCGCUCCCUCGGCCGACAUUGAGAGAGAUGAGGAAUCCAAUAGCAGUCCAGUCACCGAGCAUGAUGCUCCACGAGAUGUCCCAGACAUCGAUGAGGUUACCCAUGAAAACCUCUCACCCAUCCGUUCUCUUGAAAGACCCCCUCCCGUACCUCCUACUCAUGAACGUUCGCCUCCUGCACCGCCGGCUCCUGAGUCGCGCCCUGUGUCGCGCCCAGCUCCACCUCCGGUGCCUGUAUCCCCUCCAUCAGUUCCAGGAAAUCGACCAGUUCCUCUCCCGCCUAGGCCUUCAACUGGUGACGAAUCCGAUGAUGAAUUGUCGCUACAUACUCGGAAUCUGUCCUUGAAUCCUUCUGCGCCAAUUCCAUCGGCGGUUCCCGCUCCAGCACUGCCUGACUAUAUUGAUGCCCGCCGACAAUCAACUUAUGAACCGGUCUCUCCCGUAACCCAGACCCCGGUUUCUGAGAAGAGAGCAAGUCGUGUACCUCCGCCAAUCCCGUCAACUCAGCCACCGCUGCCCGGUCGAGCCCCUCCUGGUCAGAUGCGUCGCCGGUCUACCAUUGAUAGCCGUGCAAGUGCCUCUGCCUCGAGACAGGCUGGGGACGACGUUGAAGGUGAAGUGACUGAGUACGACGGUGACUAUGACACCGACAUUGCAUCUGGUGUCAAACAUAAGGAUGCAUUGAGAUCUCAUGAACGGGAUUCAAGCUUUGAUGCCGAUGACUCUCUCUACUCCCCACGAAGCCCGCAAGACACUAGACUGCCUCCACCAAUUCCCCAAGCUGUUGCUCCUAGAGCAGCUCCGCCCCCACCACCUAGUCAGCCUCGCAAUGCUCGGGGUUCCAUCGACACACCCAGAGGACCACCUCCGCCUCCGCCUCCACCAAAAGAAGAACCCGCUGGCAACGAUGAUGAUGACUAUGAUCCCUUCAACUAUGCUACACCUCAGCAUCGUUCAUAUACUUUACCGCCUGUUCCUAGUGUGCACCCCGAUGCGCCACCCCCUCCCCCCCCCCCUCACCACGCAAUGCCUCCUCCGCUCACAGUGAACCCGGAAUAUGAUGACCAAUACGAGGAAUCUCCUGUGCAGAGUCCACCCAAUGAGCCCCAAGCCACAGCUCAGCACAAGAAGCGAUCAUCUUUUGCCCCACCACCUCCCUUAACACAGGCCCCUCCUUUGUCCUCUCCUUCUACAGCUAGAAGCCAACGGGCUUCAAUGGACAUGUUGAGAGGCCCGCCGAAUGUCCGGAGAUCGAUGGAUGUGGGCCGUCCCUCCGUUGAACAAGGAUUUAUUGCCACUGAUGUUGACCUUGCUGAGAACACCAUUUGGUGGACUCAUCCCAACACGCUGCCACCAGCAUUCCAAGGACGCAAGGAUAUUCUGUUCGAGGUCGAAGAAUCUAGUUCCUCAAAGCGGGGCGGAAAGACAACAGUUAGCAAGGACGUCUAUAUUCUGUUCAUGGAUUACUCCCAGACCGUGAUCACUGUGCUUUUCGAUAGCAAGAACCCCUCAGAUGCUUCUUUCGAGCAGCGUCACGAACCCUCUCCACUCCAGCCUCGCCAAGAUCAAUUGGAGCAAGCACAUGUACAAAUUGGUACCCGUAUCUCGGAAGCUAUUAAUGCCAUCCAAAACACCACUGUUGGUGACGGUACACCGUUUGGACUUGUUCAGCAUCUGCUGAGCCCUCUUCCCGAUGCACUACUCCCUAUUGGAACCCGGGCUUAUGGUGCUGCUGUCUACUCCAAUCUGGCCAACGCAUCUGUUACCCAGAAUGACGAGAUUCGCGCGGGUGACAUUGUGAGCUUCCGUAACGCUCGCUUCCAGGGUCACCGCGGGACCAUGCACCAGAAGUACAACUCUGAAGUGGGUAAACCAGACCACGUCGGCAUAGUUGUAGACUGGGAUGGUACAAAGAAGAAGAUCCGUGCUUGGGAGCAAGGACGUGAGAACAAGAAGAUCAAGAUGGAGAGCUUCAAGCUGAAUGACAUGCGCAGUGGUGAGUGCAAAGUCUGGCGAGUGAUGCCACGCAGCUGGGUAGGCUGGGAGAGUACAAAAUAG
Messenger RNA from Penicillium taxi, 3624 nucleotides. Its product is annotated as SH3 domain protein. The record is from RefSeq and is a predicted model, not a curated record. Gene Ontology annotation, molecular function: protein binding. Lineage: Eukaryota; Fungi; Ascomycota; Eurotiomycetes; Eurotiales; Aspergillaceae. The transcript has 3 exons. The coding region runs from base 1 to 3624 and encodes 1207 amino acids.